AUGUACAUGUGCGCCUACUGGCCGGAUUGUCCAGCAGGGGAUGUAGGUUUCGGUGCUAAAACUGCACGAGUGACUGUCUCGUUACCCAAAGACUCACCAUCUCUGACUUGCAACAGUCUUUCUACUGAACUCACUCGCGGAGUUGCAACCGAGGUUGCUCUGCAAUGCACCGCGACAAAAGAGCUCGCUGGCAGAGGCUUGAAACUAUCGUGGUUCAGGGAGGAUGAACGGCUUCUGAACCCUGACCAGGAGGCCGACGAUAACGUGUAUUUACGGCAUUUGCUCCAAGCGGAUGAAAACGGGCUCAGGUUCUACUGCGAGGUGAAUGGGCCACACGGUAAGGAAUCUUGCUCCGAGGUCCCACUGAAUAUUCCACCUACCUUGUCCCUUACUCCCACUUCGCAAACAGUAUACGAGGGCACCGAUGCCGUCUUUACAUGUACUGCCUCCGGAAUGCCGUACAUCCAGACUUUCACUUGGUACGUGGAAGAGACACGCACCUUGAUGAAGGACUCAGGCUCACGUGUACUUGUCGAAAAAGGAGACGGCACCUCCUCAUUGCGAUUGAAGCGAGUCAAGACAUCUGCACACAGCAGAAGCAUCGCCUGUGUUGUUGCUGUUCCGUCCGGUGUGUCAGCUAACGCUACCGGGAGUUUGAUGGUCCAGAAAGCCGAGCGAGUCGAAGCCGUGCUUUCUCCCGGUGGCCAGGUAGACGUUCCCCCUUCGACGUCUGUGUUCUUCACCUGCUCCGCUCUCCCGUCAGAACUUACCAGCGUUGCCUCGUUCGCAUGGUCAUCUUGA
Messenger RNA from Patiria miniata (bat star), 801 nucleotides. RefSeq names its product kin of IRRE-like protein 2. The transcript has a single exon. Bases 1 to 801 code for a protein of 266 amino acids. NCBI's taxonomy places the organism in Eukaryota, Metazoa, Echinodermata, Asteroidea, Valvatida, Asterinidae. The record is from RefSeq and is a predicted model, not a curated record.